AUGGCUGAAAGUACCCCUAGUAAGACGCCACAGAUAGAAAAUGGAACGCAGGAGCCGCCGGAAGCCCCGGAGGACACAAAAUUCUCUCUUGAAAAUAUCCUUGGAGACAACCACGAUGCAGUGGAGCGUCCUGAGUCAAAGCGGCAGGAACUUGACGCUUCUUCUACCGCGGCCGAGGGAUGGGAUGAAGAAACCGUUGACAGACCCACUACAGAAGGAUACUGUGUAGAGUGUGAGGAUCAGCCUGCCCAAAUCCGAUGUGAUGAUUGCCAGGAUGACUACUGCGAGGUCUGCUUUGCAGCACAGCACAGGAAAGGCACGAGAAGAAAACACAUCACAAAACCGCUCGUUGUUCACCUUCCGAGAAAACCUCCAAGCGAACAAAAUGGUGACUCUACUGAGGCGAGAGAUGGAGAAAAGACAGACGAAGAUGAUGACGUUGACAUGGCCGAUGAAUCAGGCAUAGAGCUAGAGCGGAUAGAUACAGGGUUACAAACAAGUCGAGCUAAGAACGCUCUGGGUACGCAACCGGCGGUAGGCUCUAAAGUCGGUGAAUGGUUUGUGGAACGUUCGAAAUAUAUUCCGCUCCGGCUGUCUCUCGGCGAACGCAAGUACCUCCGCCUUUUGGAUGCUGCCCUUCAAGUCUCAGAAUACACUGACAAGAUUGACACGAUCGGUUUUGGCCUCUCAAAGACGAAGCGCAUAGUGCUCCAGAUCCGCGAGCUUUGCGCCAUUUUGUCCGGGCUGGUACUUUCUGCGGACUACAAGCUCGGCCAAUCGCUUUUUACGGACCGCGACUUUCAACGAAACGAACAGUUUUACCAGGAUAUUUUUGAACUUGGUCGCCGUCAUAAAAUUAUGAAUCCUGAUAAAAUGCGUACCACGUACGGGAAGUUGAUCUAUCUCCUUCAGGACAGUCAAUCGCCCGAAGUGAAAGACAUGCUCAACUUUACAUGCGUGAAGCCUAUCAGGACCGUGUAUUCAGUCCUGGAGGAGCGCGGUGCAGCUGGGCUGCUCCGCGACGAUCUCAUAACUUCGGCUACAAUGGAAAUCUAUUCCGAUGGUCGGACUCGACGCGAGGUUCAGAAAGAUAUCAAGUCGAAGGAACUUGCCAUCGAAGUGCUCUCCGCUCGUUAUCAGUGUGAUGGCCUGAGCCAAGAGAAAGUCCGUCAAUGCAUAUACAGUAUCGGUGACAACCACGCAUUUUUACGAACCAAUCGGGAUCCUUGCGACCGCAUGAUAGCUUAUCUUAAGCAAUACUUUCAUCCCACGCAAGCGAAGAAUACUAAACAUAGCUUGGCCAUUCGUAGCGGGAAGGGUGGUGCAAGGCUGAGCCAUGAUCACGCAAAACAAUACGCAUACGUGUUGCAGAGUCUUACCUUGUGGCGAGAAAUUCUGCAUGACAUGUUCCGCCUGUGGUCUUUAACGGAGCAAGACCUGCUGUCCGAAACUGUGUCCUAUCGCCUUCGGGACACCGGCCAGGGAUUAAACCGUGUCCAAGCUGCACCAAAAACUUUGCGUAUGAUGCACACUAUCCUGCAUCGCUCACAACAAAGCGUCGGUUCGUGGGUAGGUUCAUCAGCCAUACACAUGGGCGAUCAUAACGUUCCAAAUGCGCUUAUGUUCAUCGAUAAAUAUUCGCAAAUAUAUCGCAUCCUCCUCCCGAUCUGCAAUACCCUUCGGCAUAUACCUAUAAUCGCGGAGAAGCCCGCACUACGGUCAUACAUUGACGACGAGUUUGGUUCUGAAGAAGGUUGUAUCUUAGAAAUACUCACCGAUUUCUUUCGCCAUGGAUUUGAUGGUUCUGGAGCCGACAACUUUUUUGAUGCUGGGAGCUGCAUUGAUGGACGUCUGACUAGUGCAUGGAACUGGUGCGCACAAUUAGAGAAGAAGAGGUAUUUCCCUGUGUUCCUGUUAACGGGGUUCGUUGGGUUUGAUGGGGAAUGGUAA
Messenger RNA from Pisolithus orientalis, 1950 nucleotides. RefSeq lists its product as uncharacterized. The record is from RefSeq and is a predicted model, not a curated record. The transcript has 7 exons. NCBI's taxonomy places the organism in Eukaryota, Fungi, Basidiomycota, Agaricomycetes, Boletales, Pisolithaceae. Bases 1 to 1950 code for a protein of 649 amino acids. Gene Ontology annotation, molecular function: zinc ion binding.